GAGCGGCGCAGGGGCCUCGGGCCCGGGCCUCUUCCCGUCAAGAUGGCGGCGCCCGGCGCGCACGGUGUCUGCUUAGCGAGAGGUUGAGCCCGGUGACUGCCGAGCGAGUGUGGGGUCGGUCGCGCUGCUGACUCGGAAACGUCCGCGGUCUGCGUUUCCCCGGCGAACGCUGGAAUUUGUGAGAAGUUUCCAUGAUGGUCUGUUCAGCCUUCAUCAGAGCUGCCCAUGAACACACCUUCCUAGUAAGGAACAUCAGCCAUGUCUUCAGAUGCCAUCAGCAUCAGGCCUGGGGCUCAAGGCCAGCUGCAUCACAAUUUGCUGCCCAAGGUGCUCCAGGCAGUGUGGUGGAGCUGCUGGGAAAAUCCUACCCUCAGGAUGACCACACCAACCUCACCCCGAAGGUCCUUUCCAAGGUGGGCAGGAACCUGCACAACCAGAAGUACCACCCUCUGUGGCUGAUCAAGGAGCGGGUGAAGGAGCACUUCUACCGGCAGUACAUGGGCCGACCCAGGACCCCUCUGUUCUCCGUCUAUGACCAGCUUCCGCCAGUGGUCACUACAUGGCAGAACUUUGAUAGCCUGCUAAUCCCAGCGGACCACCCCAGCAGGAAGAAGGGGGACAACUAUUACUUGAAUCGGGUGCACAUGCUGAGAGCACACACAUCAGCACACCAGUGGGACUUGCUGCAUGCAGGACUUAAUGCCUUCCUCGUGGUGGGUGAUGUGUAUCGUCGUGACCAGAUUGAUUCCCAGCACUACCCAGUUUUCCACCAGCUGGAGGGUGUCCGGCUCUUCUCCAAGCAUGAGUUAUUUGCUGGUGUGAAAGAUGGAGAGAGCUUGAAGCUCUUUGAAGAAAGUUCUCGCUCUGUUCACAAGCAAGAGACUCACACCAUGGAGGCUGUGAAGCUUGUGGAGUUUGACCUUAAGCAAGUACUGACGAGGCUUAUGACACAUCUUUUUGGAGAUGCUGGUGCUCAAGAUCGAAUUGGCUGGGCUUUUGGCCUGGGGUUAGAAAGACUGGCUAUGAUCCUGUAUGAUAUCCCUGACAUCCGCCUCUUCUGGAGUGAGGACGAGCGCUUCCUGGAGCAGUUCCACUUGUCAGACAUCAAUCAGAGGGUCCAGUUUCAGCCUCUUAGCAAGUACCCCGCUGUGUUCAAUGACAUUUCGUUCUGGCUGCCCUCAGAGAAUUACAUGGAGAAUGAUUUCUAUGACAUCGUCCGAACAGUCGGGGGAGACCUGGUGGAAAAGGUUGAUCUUAUAGACAAGUUUGAACAUCCAAACUGCCUCUUUCCAGCAUUCUAUGAAGGACGCAUCCCAUCACCUCCACACAGCAGGACCCACACAUCACCUCCUCACAGCAGACUCCAUCCCGUCACCUCCACACAGCAGACUCCAUCCCGUCACCUCCUCACAGCAGACUCCAUCCCGUCACCUCCUCACAGCAGACUCCAUCCCGUCACCUCCUCACAGCAGACUCCAUCCCGUCACCUCCUCACAGCAGACUCCAUCCCGUCACCUCCUCACAGCAGACUCCAUCCCGUCACCUCCACACAGCAGACUCCAUCCCGUCACCUCCACACAGCAGGACCCAUCACAGGGUGGCACCUUGCGUUACCUCAAAUCCUCAAGUGUCUUUUGCAGGUGAUGGCUCAGCUGAAUCUUGGGGACAAUUGGGUUUAAAGUGGAAGCUCCCCCCAGAUUCCAGGCAGACUGAACAGAAUGUGUGAGAGAGAAAGACAGAGAGGUGAGCAACGUCACACAAGCACAGAAAUGUGUAGGGAAACAGCUGCAAGCUCAGAAGGCGCUGGAGGCUGCCCUGUCCCUUCCUGCUACUAGAAAGGAAUAUAAUGAUCAGUGACCCACUGAUGACAUGUCCAAGCCUGGGAAGUCCAAGAGUAUUGUACCAACCUCUGGGAAGGGCCUUGUUGCUCUAUCAUAGCAGGAGGGAAAGGGGAGCAUGCUGGCUCUUCUCCUCACAGAACCAUCAUCCCACUGUGGGACUCCUCCUUCCACACUGCCUCUGAGCACCAUUAUCUCCUGUCCACGUUUGCUUCUCUGUCACUGUGAUAAAACAUUGACCAUAAAACAGCCUGUGGUAGGAAAGGGUUUAUUUUAGAUUUACAGGUUGCAGUCCAUUGUUAAAGGAAUCCAAGGAAGGAGCUUAAUGCAGAAGCCAUGGAGGAAUGCUGCUUUCCGGCUUGCUCCACCCAGAACCAACUACCCAGGGCGGCAUUACCCUCAGUGGGCUAUGUCCUCCUGCAUUAAUUAGCAAUUAAGAAAAUGCCCCUACAGAGCCAAUCUGGUGGUGGCAAUGUUUCAAUUGAAGUCCCCUCUUCCCAGCUGUAUAAAAUAGACAACCAAGUUUAGCCAUUAUACUUCCAAAAGGCCUCAUCACCAGAUGCCAUCAACUGUGAAUUGGGGGAUAAGUUUCUAACAUGUGAACUUUUAGGGGCGAUGCAUUCAAGCCUCUAUAGAAGGCUUGUUUUCCCUUACAAAAUUUAGCUUAUCUGGUAGAAAAUCGGGAAAGUUGUUGAUCUAAUUCCACUUGCCUUGUUUAAGGACUUCCUUUCCUUACUUUCGGAACAGUGUUGGCCAUGAAGACUUGAGGCUAGAAAGAAGU
Messenger RNA from Cricetulus griseus (Chinese hamster), 2619 nucleotides. The record is from RefSeq and is a predicted model, not a curated record. Lineage: Eukaryota; Metazoa; Chordata; Mammalia; Rodentia; Cricetidae.